AUGUUGUUGGAGAGUGUUGAGAAGAUGAAAGAAGAAAAUGGAGGAUCUUUCUGCACAUCCACAUACCUUAGUGAACAGGUGGGAGAAAUCCUGAAAUAUAAGACUCGUUUGGAAGAGAUCAUGGGGAUCCAGUUAAGAGAGACAAAGACUCAACAAGGUUUAAAAGAAGGUCCAGAGGAUCUCCGGAUAGUGCUGCUGGGUAAGACUGGAGUUGGGAAGAGCGCUACAGGAAACACCAUCUUAGGGAGAGAAGUGUUUGAGGCAGAAGCAUCGGCUGAAUCAGUUACUAGCACGUGUCAGAGAGAGGUGGCUGAAGUCAAUGGGAGGCAGAUUAUAGUCAUUGACACUCCAGGGUUGUUUGAUACUAAGAUCAGUAAUGAGGAAAUCCAGAGAGAAAUGACUAACUGUGUCUCAAUGGUGCUACCAGGUCCACAUGUGUUCCUCUUGCUGAUACAAGUGGGACGGUUUACUAUAGAGGAGAGACAAGCAGUACAGAUCAUUCAAAGCACUUUUGGUGAAAACGCCAUAAAGUAUACAAUAGUGCUCUUCACUAGAGGAGAUGAUCUGAAGAACAAGUCCAUUGAACAGUUCCUGGCAAUGUCUGGAUCUUUUCUCAUGAACCUUAUUGAACAAUGUGGUAAUAGAUACCAUGUGCUCAACAACAACCAGACAGAAGAUGAUACUCAGGUUUCUACUCUCCUCAAUAAAAUCGACUCCAUGGUGGCAGUGAACGGAGGAGGCUAUUACACUAAUAGGAUGUUCCAGCAGAUGGAGAAGGCUCUCCAAGAACAAAGGGAGAGGGAGAUGAAGGAGAGAGAGGAGGAGUUGAUUAGAGAAAAGGAGGACAUGAGAAAGAAAAAAGAAGAUCUCCAGGCCAAAUAUAAAGCAAAGAUGGAGAGAAUGAAGCAGGCAAUGGAGGAAGAAAAGCAGAAUGCAGACAAAGAGAGGAAGAGAAGAGAAGAAGAACACAAUCUAGAAAGGGAAAAGAGACAGCGAGAGAAUGAUGUAGAACGAGUUAAAACAGAAAAAGAGGAGCUGGAAAGAAAGAAGACUGAGGAGAUGAAAAGAGCACAAGAGGAAUGGGAGAGGCAGAAACAAGAGGAAAACAAGAAAAGAGAUGAAGAGGAAGAGAAGAGGAGGAAGAGAGAUCAUUUCCUGAAGCAGCUCAUAGUGACUAAACUCUCCCAGUGUCAGUAUGCUCUGCCUCUGCUUGUGCCCAAUCCCUUGACCGAAGAGAUCGAAUUUCCACUCUGGACAUUUCACCAAAUCAAGAAGAGCUGGAAGAAAGUUCAAAACAAAGAUGAAAUCAUCAGCCAAAGCCAGUCUGUUUGUAAAGUGAAAACUCCAAUGGUGGCUUUCUUCAGGUUGGGCUCUGUGUCUUCAUCCAAGUCUCAGCUGAUGAACAGCCUGAUCAAUGAGAAGCACAACACAUUCUUCCACAGGAACUGUCCAGGCAGCAGCAAAACCAGACUACUGUUGGAUGGAGUGGUGGAGAUCACCUGGUACUGCCCCUCUGGGAAACCCUCUGAUAAAUUCACUGACUGUGUUGCUUUCUGCAAUCUCCAUGGCGAUGCCGGAGCCCAUCCUUUGCAGAGGAGGAUUCUGAUGGAAAUGGCCACAAUAAAUGUUGUUCUUCUGUCUGAGCUGGAGAAGACUGACGAUAGCAUGGCCAAAGUGCAGGAGCUCUUUGAAUCUCCAAAACCUCUCAUCUGCAUUCUCACUGAAGAUGAAGAUCCCAUUACUGAGAUUAAGAAAGGUGAUAGUUGA
Messenger RNA from Sardina pilchardus (European sardine), 1767 nucleotides. RefSeq lists its product as uncharacterized. The coding region runs from base 1 to 1767 and encodes 588 amino acids. Gene Ontology annotation, molecular function: GTP binding. Lineage: Eukaryota; Metazoa; Chordata; Actinopteri; Clupeiformes; Clupeidae. The record is from RefSeq and is a predicted model, not a curated record. The transcript has 5 exons.